AAACUUUUAGCUAAGAGGAAAAAAAAAAAAAAGAAAGAAAGAAAGAGGGAGAGAGCAUGAGUUUUGUUAUAAAAAAUCACGAGAACAAGGAAAGAUAAAUGAGAAAAAAACAAAGGGCAGUUGAGAAUAUAACUAGGCUUAUCGCAUGUUUGCUUCACGCAAGCAGCUAAAUGGGGGAGGGGUUUGCUCUGUCGCGUGGCUUUAAAGACUUCAUCUAGCGUUUUAAGUCCUCUAUUAAAAACCCCAAAUACCAGAAAGCAACACCCACCAACCAAACCCUAGACCACCCGGACCCUUUCUUCUCCUCCUCCUCCUCCUCCUCCUCCUCCUCCUUCAAGUAACCCGUGCAAACAAACCCUAAUUAUGUGAUACCAUAUUAUUUGUUUUCUUUUCUCUUUUUCAAAAAUAGAACGAAAAGAAAUGAGUGCAACAGUAAAUCCUAGCAGUAGCGGCGGCAGUGGCAGUAGCUGCGGCGGUGGUGGUGGGAGCAGUAGCAGCAGUGGCGGGAGCGGGCCAUGUGGCGCGUGCAAAUUUUUGAGGAGGAAAUGUGUGCCGGGGUGUAUAUUUGCGCCUUACUUCGAUUCAGAGCAAGGUGCAGCCCAUUUUGCGGCGGUGCAUAAGGUUUUUGGUGCAAGUAAUGUGUCAAAACUUCUUCUACAUAUUCCUGUCCACAAGCGACUGGAUGCGGUGGUUACAGUUUGCUACGAGGCUCAGGCUCGUCUAAGAGAUCCAGUCUAUGGCUGCGUCUCUCACAUCUUUGCUCUACAGCAACAGGUGGUGAAUCUACAAGCAGAGCUCUCAUACUUGCAGACCCAUCUAGCAACAUUAGAACUUCCGUCACCACCAGCUCCUCCGCCUCCACCAGCAACACUAGUGACUUCGCCUCCUCUUUCAAUAGCUGACCUCCCAUCAGCCUCUUCCGUGCCCGCCACAUACGACUUGUCGUCACUUUUUGAUCCGAUGACACAACCUUCAUGGGCCAUGCAGCAGCGACAAAUGGAUCCACGUCAAUUUGGAGGCAGCACAGGCUCAUCAUCAGCAACUAGUGGUGGUGGAGAUCUUCAAUCAUUGGCACGUGAGCUCCUCCAUAGAAAUGGAUCGCCACCGCAAGGUUCCAUGUCAUGUACUGGUUCCCUAUCAUCACCAUCAAUCUCUAAACGAGACUGACCUAAAUUGUUAACUGGUUCUUGCCACAAAAUUUGUACUCAUCGGAUGGUAGCCAAAAGUGCUUAAUUUUUCACACAAUUUCACUGGACAAUCACAGUUUGAUGAUUGGUUACAAUUUUUACUCCAAUCCUUGGUUUAUUCAUUUUCUCAAAGUUCAAGUGAAAUUCAAUAUUGCUUUAUUGAA
Molecule: messenger RNA, 1351 nt
Organism: Hevea brasiliensis (rubber tree)
Lineage: Eukaryota; Viridiplantae; Streptophyta; Magnoliopsida; Malpighiales; Euphorbiaceae
Product: LOB domain-containing protein 18
Exons: 2
Coding region: 421-1167 (248 amino acids)
Biological process (GO): positive regulation of DNA-templated transcription; hormone-mediated signaling pathway
Cellular component (GO): nucleus
Source: RefSeq, a predicted model, not a curated record